Molecule: messenger RNA, 1635 nt
Organism: Ilyonectria robusta
Lineage: Eukaryota; Fungi; Ascomycota; Sordariomycetes; Hypocreales; Nectriaceae
Product: fungal-specific transcription factor domain-containing protein
Exons: 4
Coding region: 1-1635 (544 amino acids)
Biological process (GO): positive regulation of transcription by RNA polymerase II
Cellular component (GO): nucleus
Molecular function (GO): transcription cis-regulatory region binding; DNA-binding transcription factor activity, RNA polymerase II-specific; zinc ion binding
Source: RefSeq, a predicted model, not a curated record
AUGGUCCGUCGGCGUCAUAGAACAUUCACUUGCGAUGAAACGAAACCAGGAUGCUUAGCAUGUCGACGCAUCGGUGUCAGUUGCACUGGCUAUGACGCUAAUUUUGUUUGGGUCGAGGAUGAUGGCCGAAUCAACCCAUCUCAAGGUCGGCGUAUCCUUCCAUGUGCAUCCACCUGGAAGGGCGUUGAGGUUCUACCCUCGGAUGUAGUGGACCUCUUGAUAUCCCAGUAUGACGAAGACAUUGGCGUUGGACAACAGACGACCCAGCCGUACUCCGUAUCUUCCCUGAAGUCGGUGAGCCACAAUCCCUUUUUGGUGUUCGCAGGCAUCCCCCCGAGGUCUCGGCAAAAUCCCGAAGGAGCUUCAGCAAGCCAGUUGUCAAAAUCCAUACCCCAGGCCAUGGAUAGCUUCCCGGACUCGACUUGGGACGAGGUAUUUUUGUUUCAUCAUUAUGUAACACACGUGGCUAUCAUCAUGAUGCCUUACGAGCACUCACGCAAUCCGUGGAAGAGCCAAUACCCCGUCGCAGCUCUGGAAUUAGCGUCUUCGGGACAAAAGUCCCUGUAUAGUGCCAUGUUGGCACAUGCCGCUUUCAAUGUGGCUCAUCUACGAGGAAUUGACAAGGAGAUGGUGCGCCUUGGCUCAAAGCAUUAUGGCGAGGCCAUCCAAGAGAUGCUCCAAACCAUUUCAGGAGAAGAGCUGGAUUUCCCUGCUACUAUGGUGUCGAUGAUGGCCCUCAUGUUCGCCGAGAUCUAUAGUGGGCCAUCUGGAUCAUGGAGGCAUCACUUCGAAGGCGCAUGGGCUUGGCUGAAGAAGCACUACGAUUCUGAGCCCUGGAAGUCUACAGGCCUGAUAUUCAGCUCUCUACAAAGUCUGAACAUUAUCAAAAUCAUCGGUGAUACUUCAAAGGGUGGGCUGGUGCUGGAACAGUCUGAAGUACAUCAUCAGCACAACGUUACUGAUUCCACAGCGGUGGCCCCAAUGUUGUCCACCUCAGAUUUUGGAUUCACGAUUGGCGCUCCUCGAAAUGUACUCCAAUGUAUUGCGCUGAUCACCGAUUUUCGAAACAAAGCACAAAGCGACUCAGAAGGUGAGGUCGAUGCGUUGCUUCAAACCCUCCUUUCACGUCUCGAGAUCCACAGCAACCAGGACGAUUCGCGCCGCGUCUUCGACGCAGAGUUGGUUCCUGAAAGCACUCCUGAUGAACCUCCCGGCAAUGAACAGUCUCCACCAGAAGCUUCGGACCAGAUUGAGGCGUUUGUCAACGCAACGUACAUCUAUAUGUACCGUUCAUUACUAAACGUUCCUCCUAAGACGGUCCGGCCGUAUGUCAAAAGGACAUUUUCACAUGUGUCUGCUUAUUUCGCCAUAAGCAAUGGCAACUUUUCUAUCUGGCCAGCUUUCAUUGCUGCUGUCGAGGCAUACUCGGAGGAAGAUCUCGUUGCAGCGAGGGAGUGGCUGGAUUGUGCCACGUCGUUUGGGAUCGGAAGCCGAAACUCGAUGAGACUGGUGGUGGAAGAGGUAUGGAGUCGACGAGAGGCAAUAUGCAAGGCAUCUGGAAUGGAACUUGGACUCAUUUCUGUUGACUGGAGGAGUGUGAUGCAAGAAGUCAACUGCGAUUUGUUGCUAGUCUAG